Dreissena polymorpha is the source of this 2789-nucleotide messenger RNA. Its product is annotated as tubulin epsilon and delta complex protein 1-like. The transcript is spliced from 8 exons. The record is from RefSeq and is a predicted model, not a curated record. Lineage: Eukaryota; Metazoa; Mollusca; Bivalvia; Myida; Dreissenidae. Bases 35 to 1327 code for a protein of 430 amino acids.
UUUACUUUCGGCCCGGAUUGUAACAAUGUAAACAAUGGCUCAAGUUAAAGAAACAAUUAACAUUUUAGUCAAUAUAUUACAGCUAAAUGGAUUUUCUAAAUGCAAACCAGAGUAUUUUAGGCUUGCCAAAUUCGACAACAAUGAGACGGUAGAGCAAUUUUGGAACAUGCUAUUUGAAAUGACCCUAUUUCUACAAUAUGGACAGUCAUCGACCUCCCCGUAUUAUACACUUAGAGAGUGUAGUAAAGAUGUAAAAGUAAGAUUAACAAAAAGGUCCCUGCAGGAUAUGGGAUACCUGUCACCCCAAUUUUCUAGUCUUCCAGCUGAUAUGACCUGUGGAAGUCGAGAACUGUUGUUGGCAUUUGCUUGGGUCUUGACUACACAAAGGGUCAUGGAUCACAUCAUGGAAUUUUCUGUGUCACCCCUGGAGAAAUGUUUCCCAUCAUCAACAGGGGCACAGAAAUCCAGAGACAGAAGAAUGCCGGAUCAUUUGUCUGUGUGCAAGAGGCUUCAGAGACAUCAGCUUCUGAAUGGCAAACUGCACUUGACACUCAAACACAUGUUUGCCCUGCAUAGAGAGAGCUGUAGGCUUCAACACAAGGUGCAUACAUGUACAGAGGGCGUGUCUGUUACCCCUGUCCUGCCCCACCUGAGACCAGGGGAAGUGUACCUGCUUCAACACCCCCAACAUCUUAAUACAAUGCUCGAAGCUUUUGAAAAAGAGAUCAAAAUGUUGAACUGUGUGAUAUUGUGGCAAGAACAUGAACAUAAUUUCUGGAAAUGGAUGGAGAGUGUGUUAGCGCUGAAGUUGCAAGAGCAGGCCCAGGCCAGUAGGGCCUCUCUAGUUCACUACAACAUCAGCUGUUCGGACCUUCCAAAUCUAGCUCAGACGAGGCGUCAGUUAGAGACUUGUAUCCUGCAGCUGGAACCAGUUAUCUCUCACCUGGAAGACCUCUGGUUUAGUAAGCAAAAAGAAAUGCACAUGUCAGAUGCUGAAAGGCUGGCAUACACUGUGAACGUUGAGCUGAACGCUCGGCAACAGGCGAUAGGCACCUCGCCUGCAUCCAUCCACCACCAGCUGACAGGCCGUCCAGUAUUCGUACAUGCUAAACCAGAGCCUAAGCAGGUCAACAGGGUGUUUAUACCAGAGUUACAGAAAACUGAAAGUGUCGGAGAAUUUGUGAACAUUGAAACAGAAAUUGCUAAAAUUCAAUCAGAGAUUAAUGUGCUAGAACUUGUGAUUGAAUCAAAAGAAAGGUUUUAUAAACAGAAACUAGACUCUCUAGCGGCCAGAGUUCCUAAUUCUAUAUGCAUCCAACCAAUAUAAUUUUGAAAUACAGUCAAUCUUGUAUUAAGAGACCACUCAAGGGAGUAAUCAAAAGUGGUCUCUUAAUAAAACGGUCUUUGAAUACAAAAGGCCAUUCUGGAAGAAUGCUUACCCUCAAUUUUAAUCUAUAUGAAGGAUUAUCUCUUUUAUCCACAAUAAUUUUAACUUUUAUAAUAAAAUGAAUAUAAACACAAUACAUAAACAAUAUUUUGCUUAUAAUGUGUUUUAUUUUUCACUUAUUAUAAAUUAUCAUUUAUUAUAAAUCAAUUGUGUGUACAUAUUUAUUUGCAAAAACAACAUAGACAAGGAAAUAUUUUUCCUAAGAACAAAGAAUUUUGCUAAAAAUGUGUAACAGUCUACAUAUACAUGUGUACAGCUAAAACUAGAAAUAAAUGUCAGAAGCCAAAAGCUAUGAUAUAUUAUCACAUGUAUUUCUCUUUCCGUUUCUAUAUUGCGCGUUUUUUUUCACCUGACACAUUAUUUUCCACGUCUUCAAGCACCUCGGCUUUACGCUUAAGAAUGUUCUGAAUUUGGGUUUUUCCGACUCCAAUCUCGUCUGCGAUUUUACGUGCACUUAUACUCUUUGACAAUUACAAAACCCGAAUUUUCUCGUUCAACGUUAACACUUUUUGUUUUGACAUUUUAAUUUCUGCAUGUACGCUUAAGGAAAUCUAACUCGAUUAUGAUACAUAAUGAGCUGAAAAAAUUAAAACACGUCAAUUGAAAACAAACAAUCAGACCUGGUUGGAAAAUUUAUUAAGUAAAUAACAAUGUAAUUGGCUUACAAAUAUCUACUAAUUAGCAUUAUUACAAAUUGGUAAUGUACGGAUUUCGACAGAUGUUGCCGAUUAAUAGUUUAUUUUCCGCACUUCUCAGGAAAUGUUUGUCGCGUACAGUGCAUUGUUUCUGCACCUGUUAUAUAUACUCGAGAAAAAUCGGCAUUGUCUCUUAACGAUCCACAUAGUAAAAUAAUUUAAGCUGUAGACUGUGCGCAAUACGUUCCCCUAUUAUUCAACUCAAUAAAUUAAUACGCAGUCUACAACAAUACCGGUCAGAACCGGUCAACGAGACAAAGCAUAAUCAUAAUGGUUGUGAAAACAAAGCAGAGGUGUAACAGUACAUCUUAUCGGCUUAGAUAAACAAUUAACACGGAUUUGUCCCUGAAAGAUCGAUAGAUUAACCACUUUUACCUCCUAGUGGUCGCUUAAUACAAGAUUCGGACAUCAAAAUACACACAAAUCAGCGGUCGCUGGUCGCGUAAGACAAAAGUCGCUUAAUACAAUAUCAUUAUAUAGCGAAAAAGCUCCGUGGGAUUUCAAAAUGGUCGCAUAAGACAAAGGUCGCUUAAUACAAGUGGUCGCAUCCACAAGAUUGACUGUAUAUUGUUAAAGUAUUGCUUUGUCAUUGUUAUCAAUUGAGUCGCGUUCUGAGAAAACUGGGCAUAAUGCAUGUGCGUAAAUUG